GUGAUUCUCAACUGGUUUUGUUGGUCUUCCUCCAAAUUUCUGUCAUGACCCAAUGUCCCUGAAUGCACCUUGCGUCUGUGCUAAUUCGCCUGCUAUGCCAACAUAUGCUGUGUGCCGUAGUUAUGGGUGACUUGGCCAAGCUUUAGCAGGAUUGGAAGGACUACAUCGGCAAAUGUCGAUGACAGCCGUGAAGUCAGUUUACAAGACAGGCACAUGUUCUCAGUUUUUCUUCAUUUUUUUCCCCCUGUGUUGUGGACAUGUGUGCAGUUGCUCCAUUCAAUUUUGUCAUUCAUCUUGUGAUGUUCAUGACUUUCUCGGGUCUUUCUUCCUCAAUGACGACACUACGGCAGCUACAGAAGGAUGAAUCACUUUAUUCCCCAUGAUUGAGUUUUUAAAUAGCAUCGGAUAUCUUCCCUUGUGCUCUGUUUCACUCGUCAUGUUACACUGACCUUUUCAUUUGAGAUUUUCAACAGUUUGGCACUGUUAAUUUAACUGCUGAAACUAUUUGAGGUUAGGGUGUUUCUUAAUAUGGCAAUUAGUAUGGUUGAUCAUACAUACCUCAGUACACUUCAACAGCAUCCAUAUCAUAUUUAUGGAGGGAGAUGGAAGAAUUGGUGCGCUUUAGGAUACAAUAGUCAUCCAGUGUUUUCUAUGUCGCUUAUCCUCACUUGGGUCACAGGGGUAUGCUGGAGCCUAUCAGCUGACUUGGGUGAAAGGCGGGGUACACCCUGGAUUGGUCACCAGUCAAUCACAUGGCACAUAAUACUUUAUAUAGUAGUCAUUUCAAGACAGUGUAUACUCUCUAUGUCAGAGGUGGGCAAACUAUGGCCCGGCGGCCACAUCCGGCCCGUCAAGUGUUUGAAUACGGCCCGCCCGUUCUUUUCAAAGUAUUUAAUUUAAACUUAACAUACAACCUGGCAUCAUGGCUUGAGCCAACUUUUUGAUGGCUUAUAGCUGUUUUAUCCAUUUUGUCUGGUCUUUACAAAGUGCUCCUGAAAAAAGGGACACAACACACAUUCUUUUACAGAUACAAUACUUCCAGGUGGACUGUUAAGUGUAAAAUAUAUAGUCUGGCCCCCCAUAAAUUUUGUUAAAGCAAUGCGGCCCUCGAGUCAAAACAUCUAUGUAAUAUGCAGGCCUAUUGCAAAUGAAAUAAUGAUGCAUUCCGAAAGUCCUGAGCAAGCAAGUACAAAGUGCAAGCAGGUCAUGCACUUAAGUAACCCCAAGUAAACACAGUUGAUAGGCACUCAGUCAGUAGUAAUGCUUUAUGUUACUGUGAACCUUUUUUUUUUUUUUUUUACUAGAGAACGUCUCAAGUUUUGAUGAAUAAACUGUAUGAGGCCUGUAUGUGCUCCCAUUCACCUGGGAUUGUCAAGAACCUGGUGGGUGAAACAUAUCCUUUCACUGUUGUUCAUAUGUAUAUAUAAUGUGAGGGAAAGAGUCUGCCAUAAUUUCAAACCUCCAUUCCACCAAUUGGCAUCCAGCAUAGGGAGAACCUGCAAACUCCACACAUACAAAAUGUCUAAUAGGUCAACAUUUCUAAAAAUAUUAUAUAAUAUAAUAACAUUAUACAUGUAUAUACACACACACAUAGAGCAGAUACACAAACCAUGUUAGUAAACAUUCAAUUCAUUGAAUAACUGCCAGUGUAGCACAAAAGUGAGUCACCUUUUCGGGGUUUUUUUGAUACAGCUCUUAUUGCAUCUCAUUGAACUAUGUGGUGUACCCAAUGAUUUGGCUUGUCUGUAGAGGGCAUGGCGUCCCAAAGGAGAACGAGACAAACAUCAUAAUUACGCAGGACCUCACACCCUGUGCUCUCAUUGGCUGCAUUCAGUCAGGUGUGUCCCUUGGCGGUGUUUUAUGCUGAAGCCUCCGAGCAACAGCCCCCAGACUACUGAAAGUGUCAACCACUGCGGCGUGGUUCUGAUUACGCGAUGGCACACCAGAACGGAGCCUCAGAUCACACUUCGCUUGUCUUUCGAGGAAUGUUUAUUCAUGCAACCCAGAAAGAAGCCGUGCAGGUCAUGGAAGAUGCGCUACUUGGAGUUGAUGCCGGGGGAAAGAUUUCCUUCAUUGGAGAAGGCAAAGAACUGGAUAGACUGUCUGAAACUUUUGGAUUCAGUCCCUCAGCAGUAAUCCAACUGAAACAACAUGAAUUCUUCAUGCCAGGGAUGGUGGACACACACAUCCACGCAUCACAGUACAGCUAUGCUGGCACCGCCCUGGACAUGCCCCUGUUGGACUGGCUCAAAAACUACACCUUUCCAGUGGAAUCAGAAUUUAAAGAUUUGACUUUUGCACAGAAGGUCUACACUCAAGUCGUGAGAAGAACUCUGAGAAAUGGAACAACUACUGCUUGUUACUUUGCCACCAUAUAUACUGACUCCUCUCUCCUACUAGGCCACAUUGCAAAUGACUUAGGACAGCGAGCCUUGGUGGGUAAAGUGUGUAUGGACCAGAACAAUUCUGUGAACUAUUACAAGGAGAGCCUUCAAGAGUCCCUCGAGGAAACACGCCGGUUCAUUUCACAGCUGUUGGCCAAGAAGUAUGCUCUUGUCAAGCCAGUGGUGACUCCUCGCUUUGUCUUAACAUGCUCGGGAGCCUUAAUGGGUCAACUGGGACAGCUUGCUAAAAAUAACAACCUGCAUAUCCAGAGUCAUAUUAGUGAAAAUGUUGAGGAGGUAAAAAUUGUGAAGGAGCUAUUCCCUGAUUGUGACUCCUAUACAGAUGUCUACUACAAACACAACCUGCUUACCAACAAGACGGUGAUGGCACAUGGUUGCUAUCUCAGUGAUGAGGAGUUGGCUUUAUUCAGGGAGACAGGAGCAUCUUUAUCACACUGCCCCAACUCCAACAUCUCGUUGUGCAGCGGGAUGCUGGAUGUAUGUAAGGUCCUGAGGCACAAAGUCAAGCUGGGCCUGGGAACAGAUGUAGCAGGGGGCUACUCUGCCUCCAUGCUGGAUGCCAUGAGGAGAGCCAUGGACACAUCCAAAAUCUUGACCAUCCAGGACCCAAAACAUGAGACCCUCAACUUUGAGGAGGUAUUCCGACUGGCUACACUGGGAGGCAGCCAAGCGUUGUCCCUGGAUGACCAAAUUGGAAAUUUUGAGGUGGGCAAAGACUUUGAUGCACUGAGGGUGAAUGUAGCAGUUCCUGAUGGGCCCAUUGACGUGAUCCAGCAUGAGAAACCAAAGAUUAUUCUGGAAAAGUUCCUUAAUUUGGGUGAUGACCGUAAUAUUGUAGAAGUUUAUGUGGCUGGAAAGAAGGUGGUACCAUUGCCUGUGUAGAUCCUAUGUCCAUAAUAUCUGCUGCAUUGCUUCACAACUGUACUGCUGCAUUUGUUCUCAAAUGAUCUGUCUAAUACUGUAACACAAAUGAAUUAUAGAAUGGUAAUUUAUAUUUAGCUGCGUGUCAACUUUUUGUCAAUCGUGAGAAACUAUGACAAUCCAAGGUGCAAUGGACUUUCUUGCGUCCAACUUGCAAUGCCUUCAUGAUCAUGUUUUAAAGUUUGUGCAGCUUGGAAAGAUGUAUAAAAACAGGCACUUUAAAUGCCAUAGAUUGCAGAGGAACACAAUUGUUUUAAAUCUCCCUUUCGCUGUUCUUUUGAUACAUUUUGUGCAGCUGUUGUAUUGUGUAAUAAAGUUGGCAUCAAAAUGAAAGGAUUGUAAAUUGAGUUUAUGAAAAUGUAGACAUUUUACAUAGAACGUUUAAAUUGUGUAUUUUAAAUUGUACUUCCACUUGGGUUACUCCAUUGG
Doryrhamphus excisus (bluestripe pipefish) is the source of this 3755-nucleotide messenger RNA. RefSeq names its product guanine deaminase (gene gda). Gene Ontology annotation, cellular component: cytosol. Gene Ontology annotation, molecular function: zinc ion binding; guanine deaminase activity. The record is from RefSeq and is a predicted model, not a curated record. Gene Ontology annotation, biological process: guanine catabolic process. Lineage: Eukaryota; Metazoa; Chordata; Actinopteri; Syngnathiformes; Syngnathidae.